Messenger RNA from Microtus ochrogaster (prairie vole), 1644 nucleotides. RefSeq names its product keratin 4 (gene Krt4). Gene Ontology annotation, cellular component: keratin filament. Gene Ontology annotation, biological process: keratinization; intermediate filament organization. Gene Ontology annotation, molecular function: structural constituent of skin epidermis. The record is from RefSeq and is a predicted model, not a curated record. NCBI's taxonomy places the organism in Eukaryota, Metazoa, Chordata, Mammalia, Rodentia, Cricetidae.
UCUGUUCUACACUCAUCGCAGCUGCCUACUCUCUCAGCCAUGAUUGCCAGACAGCAAAGCGUCCGAGGAGUCUCUCGGGGCUUUAGCGGUGGCUCAGCCAUUGCCGGUGGGGUCAAGCGGGUGGCCUUCAGCUCGGCCUCCAUGUCUGGAGGUGCAGGUCGAUGCUCGUCUGGGGGCUUUGGCAGCAGGAGUCUCUACAACCUUGGGGGUCACAAGAGUAUCUCCAUGAGCGUGGCUGGGUCCUGCCAAGGCGGAGGCUAUGGUGGUGCUGGAGGCUUCGGUGUUGGAGGUUUCGGUGCCGGGUUUGGUGCUGGUGGCUUUGGCGGUGGUUUUGGAGGUUCCUUCAAUGGUCGAGGUGGUCCUGGCUUCCCUGCCUGUCCUGCUGGAGGUAUUCAGGAAGUCACCAUCAACCAGAGCCUGCUGACACCUCUUCAGGUGGAGAUUGACCCAGAGAUCCAGAAAGUCCGCAUGGCAGAGCGUGAGCAGAUCAAGACCCUCAACAACAAGUUUGCUUCCUUCAUUGACAAGGUGCGAUUUUUAGAGCAGCAGAACAAGGUCCUGGAGACCAAAUGGAACCUCCUCCAGCAGCAGACAACCAUCACAUCCCCAAGGAACCUGGAUUCUUUCUUUGAGACCUACAUCAAUGCUCUGAGGAAACAUCUGGACUCUUUGACCAAUGACAAAGGGCGCCUACAGUCAGAACUGAAGCUCAUGCAGGACAGUGUGGAGGACUUCAAGGCCAAGUAUGAAGAUGAGAUCAACAAGCGUACAGCUGCAGAGAACGACUUUGUGGUCCUCAAGAAAGAUGUGGAUGCUGCCUACAUGAUCAAGGUUGAUUUAGAGGCCAAGGUGGACAGCCUUAAGGAUGAGAUCAACUUCUUGAGAGUCCUUUAUGAAGCGGAGCUGUCCCAGAUGCAGACACAUGUCUCAGACACAUCCGUGGUGCUGUCCAUGGAUAACAACCGGAAUCUGGACCUGGAUGGCAUCAUUGCUGAGGUCCGAGCCCAGUAUGAGGAGAUUGCCCAGAGGAGCAAGGCUGAGGUCGAGUCCUGGUACCAGACCAAGGUCCAGCAGCUCCAGAUCUCAGCUGACCAACAAGGGGAUAGCCUGAGGACCACCAAGAAUGAGAUCUCAGAACUCAACAGGAUGAUCCAGAGGCUGAGGGCAGAGAUCGAGAACAUCAAGAAGCAGUGCCAGACUCUGCAGGCAUCUGUGGCAGAUGCAGAGCAGCGUGGGGAGCUGGCCCUCAAAGACGCCUACAGCAAACGCACAGAGCUGGAAGCCGCCCUGCAGAAGGCCAAGGAAGACCUGGCCCGGCUGCUGCGUGACUACCAGGCUCUCAUGAACGUCAAGCUGGCCCUGGAUGUGGAGAUCGCCACCUACCGCAAGCUGCUGGAGGGCGAGGAGUGCAGGAUGUCUGGAGAAUGCCAGAGUGCCGUGAGCAUCUCGGUAGUUGGUGGCAGUGCCAGCAUUGGCGGUAGUGCUGGCAUUGGCGGCAGUGCUGGCAUCGGCCUUGGCCUGGGGAGUGGUUUUGGCUCCGGUUCCGGUUCCGGAAGUGGCUUUGGAUUUGGUGGUGGCGUCUAUGGAAGUUCUGGUACCAAGAUUACCUCUUCCACCACUGUGACCAAGAGAUCCCAGAGAUAG